Molecule: messenger RNA, 2991 nt
Organism: Daldinia childiae
Lineage: Eukaryota; Fungi; Ascomycota; Sordariomycetes; Xylariales; Hypoxylaceae
Product: Protein argonaute
Exons: 8
Coding region: 1-2991 (996 amino acids)
Molecular function (GO): protein binding; RNA binding
Source: RefSeq, a predicted model, not a curated record
AUGUCUGGCCGACCCUCAGGAUCCGGUCGAAGCUCGGCCACCCCGGCUGGUUCUCGGCCUGGAUCACGUGCCGGAUCCCAGGCUGGAUCUCCCAUUCGAGGUUCUAGCAAGCAAUCCGGAUUCCCUCAGGGCCCCGGAUACGAUCCCGCUCGCGAUCGACCCGAACUUACACCAGCCCAACGGCUUGGCAAGCGUUUUGACUUGCCAGCUGAUGCAUACAAGACUGAUGGUGCAAAGGAAACACGCUUUGCAGCCCGCCCCGGUUUCAACACCGAUGGUAAAGGUAUCAAGAUUCAGUUGAACUUGUUCGCUGUCACGAGCUGGGCAGACAAAGAGGUCUAUCAGUACGAUAUCAUCGUGUCUCCCAACCCUAAAGAAUCCAACGCUCUGAUCAAGAAGGUCUGGAACACAAAGACCGUCACAGAGGAACUAGCAAAGAAGGGUGGCAUGUGGCUUUAUGAUGGCAGCAAGCUGGCCUGGUCUUCAGAGAAGAUUGACCGUAAUGAAGCUCGCUUCAUGGUUGAUCUUGACUCUCUGAAGGAAAAGGCCGAGCAUGAGGACAUCGCCAAACAGGUCGGCAAGACAAGUGUUUACAGCCUCACGAUUCGACAGACAACAACCAUCCGCCUGUCGUACCUUAAAGCCUAUCUCCAAGGCAAAAUCUCCUGGGACACACACGUCUUAGAAUGCAUGAAUUUCUUUGAUCACUGUCUACGCCAGUUCCCCUCGGAGCAGUGGGUUACCAUCAAACGUAACUUCUAUGAUCCUAUGUUCCCCGUCGGAGGUCUUUCAGGUCAAUUGGUAGUAAACCAAGGCAUCUAUUGCGCACCUCGCCUUAGCGAGUCUAUCAACAGAAAGGGAACAGGCCUUGCGAUCAAUGUUGACCGAUGCCAGACUGCAUUCUGGCCCGUUCACAGUAUUGAUCAACUAGCCCUAAAUCUGUUGAAUGGGAAUAAGCCGGAAUGGUCCACAUGGGACGAACACAAGAUGGCAUACAACUUGAAGCCUAAAGAGGAAGUUGACAAGAAAAAUGGAGGAACCAAGAUUGUCCCCUCCGAAGCCUUUUCCUUCCUUCGACGAUUAGCCAAACUGAAGUUCCACGUGAACCAUCGAGGAAAACUUGGUAGGCCUAAGGUCUACACCAUCAAGAGGCUCACAUUCAAUGAGAAAUUCGGUACCGAUGGUGCGAAUGCGCGCACAAUGACCUUUGAAAAGACCCUAGAGAACGGAACAAAGCAGACAGUGUCUGUCUUCGAUCACUACCAGGAUCGUUGGGGUAUCCGCCUACGAUGGUCCAAGCUUCCUCUCAUUGAGGCCACGGACGGAAGUCUCUUCCCGCUGGAGCUAUGCAAUAGCAUUAAAGACCAGAGGUAUACGUUUAAGCUAAACGCCGAACAGACUACGGACAUGAUUAAGGCAGCCGCCACCAGACCACCAAAGCGCCGAGCCGAUAUCAUCGAAGGGAUUACUCACCUAAAGUGGUCCGAAGACCCCUAUUUGAGGGCCUUUGGAAUCCAAAUAAGUUCUUCUAUGGUUGUUACGGAUGCGCGACUCCUAACAAAUCCCGAGGUUGCCUUUGCCAACCAGAAGAUCAACCCAGGUGUAAGUGGCCGGUGGGAUCUUCGUGGCAAGAAAUUCUUGGAGGCAAACCGCGUACACCUACACUCCUGGAGCGUUGUAUGCUGUGGAGAAGACACUAUGACUAAAGGGGAGUUGGAAAUCUUCGGCAGAGAGUUUUCCUCAGUAUACCGAGGCCAUGGAGGCAUAAUCAUGAAACCCGCGGUUUGUCUCACUAUCGGAUUUGGGGAUGGAAACUAUUCCAAGAUUGUUGAGCAGGCAUACAACUUGACCCAGAGUGCCAAUCCUGGCAUUGAUCCUCAAAUGAUAUUCUUCGUCUUACCAACUAAGAACCAGCUUGUCUACGAGCGUGUUAAGAAGAGUAUGGAUUGUCGAUACAAUCUAGUCUCGCAGUGUGUCCAAGCAAGCCACGCGAGGAGAGCCCAGGCACAGUACCUAAGUAAUGUUGCCAUGAAGGUGAACAGCAAACUCGGAGGUGUCACAUGCAAAAUCCCGAAUGUGACCAAGCCCAACCAGCCACCAUUCUGGUCUCGACCCACCAUGAUGAUCGGUGUUGAUGUGUCCCACGCUGCGCCGGGCAGCAGCCAGCCAUCCAUGGCUGCUUUGACUAUGUCCAUGGAUAAGCACGCCACCCGCUUUGCCGCAGCUUGCCAAACGAACGGCUGGCGAGUUGAGACUAUUCAACCAGACAUAAUAGAAGAGAUGCUUUUGAAGCUUGCGAAGCACUGGGUCCAUAUAAAUGGUACCCAUCCACAGCACAUUUACUAUCUCCGAGAUGGCGUCUCGGAGGGCCAGUUCCAUGAUAUCCUCAACAAAGAGGUACAUAACAUACGCCUAGUAUUCCAGAAACUAGGCUACGGAACCCCUAAAUUCACCGUCAUCAUUGCGACGAAACGUCAUCAUGUCCGGUUUUUCCCUACACCACACGACAAGGCAUCCGGUGAUCGCAACGGCAACCCGUUACCUGGCACAUUGGUGGAACGAGACGUAACACACCCGCAGCACUUUGACUUCUAUCUUUGUUCGCAUGUAGCGAUCCAAGGCACUGCUCGUCCGGUUCAUUACCAGGUCAUUCUUGAUGAGGCUAAUGUCAAACCCAAUGAGCUCAUGAAAAUGAUUUACCAGCAAUGCUACCAGUUCUGCCGCUCGACUACACCAGUAUCACUACAUCCGGCGGUGUACUACGCGCAUCUUGCAUCAAACCGUGCGCGUUCGCAUGAGGAUAUCAACUCGGAUAAGAUGAUCAUGGCAUACGGCAAGUCGGGCUUCCCAUACGCGAAGAGCGACGGGGAAAUCUACGAGGAGGCCGAAGAACGGGUCAAGAUAAGGCCACCCCGCCUACUAACGAUGGCGAACACCAGAUGGAAGAUAGAUCGGAUUGCCUUUAUGAACUCAACUAUGUGGUAUGUAUAA